CUUGUUCUUCACCCAUCAUCAUGGUAAAACUUUCUCAGUACGAAAUCGACCGUGAAGUCAAUAUCGCGCGGAACCGUGCUCUGCUUGAAGAACUUGAGCUCAAGCAAGCUGUUGAGGGCCUUGGAUUUCCCACAAAAUCCUCGAAAUCUGCAACCAAGAAGCCCGUGCAGCCAUCAAAAAAGAAGCAAAUUAAGAAAGAGGACCAAGAACCCACCGUCCGGCGGCAGUCUGCACGUCUGCGGAAUGUGACUGAUCUUAAUGAGAGUCCUUCGAGGAAGAGGAAGCGCGAGGCCGAAUUGGAGGAGCAGCGUGCGAAAGAGGCCGAGGAGCGUAUCGAAGCAGAGAAACGCGCGCGAAUUGCCAAGAGGCCCAGGCAUCAGGACUUGGAGCUCGCCACCACAUUGGAUGAUGAAGAUGCUCCGGAGAGGUUACGAUUAGCAGAUGUUUUGAAGGGGGUUUCAAGUACUUAUGCCGAAGAAGAGGGCCGGAUUAUGAAGAGUGAGCUAGAGGACUUAAAGAAGGAGUUCAAAGGAAUGCGCCUCGUAUCUCGGGCCAAGGUGACGGAGAACCGCGUGUAUAGUGCCGCCUACCACCCAGAUAUGCAGAAGGACCUUAUCUUUUUUGGAGACAAACACGGUCAGCUGGGUAUUUGGGACGCGCAAGCUCCUCCAGAAGAGGUGGGGGAUGAGGGCGGUGAUGUUGUGGAUGACGGCAACAAGGAGGGCGGUAAGUAUUGGCGAUUGCAAGUCCAUUGGCCCGCUACUUCAAAGUCGUCUAUUUCGUGUGUCAAAUUCAACCCAGUCGACUUUCACACUGUUUAUACAAGUGCCUAUGACUGCACGAUCCGUAAUCUCUCCUUCACGACGGGAGUCUCCCGUCAGAUAUUCUCGUCUGAUGAGACCCUUCUCUGCAGCAUCGAUCUGACGCCCACCGGGAACGAGAUGUGGGUUUCAGAUGCUGCAGGUGGGUUGACGCAUCUUGAUCUUCGGCAGCACCAAUCAAAGGGCACCUGGUAUGGCUUGUCUGACCAGAAGAUCGGAUGUGUCAGCGUUAACCCGGUGCGACCAGAGUUUGUCUUGACAGCGAGUAACAGCCGUUCCCUCAAAAUCUGGGAUGUGCGAAAAUUGAAGCCCUUGGGUACGCCACCAACUUCGUCGGAUAGUUCCGUUGUAGAGAUUGGAUUGGAGAGUGUGAACAAAUUUGUGGAGUCUAAGAAGGGGCAUGGGUGCUUGCGUGGCGAGUGGCGCCAUGAAAAGUCUGUGAGCUCUGCAUAUUGGGAUCCUCGAGGGAGGAGUGUGGUUAGUACGAGUUAUGAUGACUCUAUACGCCUUUGGAAUUUUGAUACCACCGUGUUUGAGAAACCCGGUCCGUUUGGGUCAUCUAAGCCGUUUAGUCGUAUCAAGCAUAAUUGUCAGACGGGCAAAUGGCUGACGAUUCUUCGAGCACAGUGGUCUCCGAAUCUUGAUGCGCACCCGCAUUUUACGAUUGGGAACAUGAAUCAUGCACUAGAUAUUUUUUCUGGCAAGGGCGAGCUCAUCACAAGGCUUUCUGAUAGCACUCAGAUUUCUGCGGUCCAGGCAGUUACAUGCUCUCAUCCCAAGAUCGUGGCUCGAGCUGUGAGUGGCAACGCAAGUGGGCGAUGUGUGCUUUGGGCGCGUGAAUAGAAUGUACUUUGAUUUGUCUUUGUUCCUCUUUUCCCGUCAUGCAGAUUGUCAACAGCUUUUGGUUCAAUGAAUGCGGUCCUGCAAUGUUAGUCU
Molecule: messenger RNA, 1757 nt
Organism: Guyanagaster necrorhizus
Lineage: Eukaryota; Fungi; Basidiomycota; Agaricomycetes; Agaricales; Physalacriaceae
Product: WD40 repeat-like protein
Exons: 12
Coding region: 21-1664 (547 amino acids)
Biological process (GO): regulation of DNA damage checkpoint
Cellular component (GO): nucleus
Molecular function (GO): DNA binding; protein binding
Source: RefSeq, a predicted model, not a curated record